AUUUUUGAAGUUAGUUUGUAUCCAUUUUGUGAAGUGUUCUGAACUCCAGGUUAGAUUUAAUCUAGGAGAAACAGGGUUUUGGGGGAAAGCCCUCAUGGGGAGAGGCACCAAGUAAUGCUCUCUUCCUCAUUUUCUUAAGUAUUGACAUAAAAUUGUGGAGAAUUGGUUCCAGAAAAAGAGGUAAGCUCAAGCAGUGAUAUCAAAGAUUUGGAUCAUUUCCCAAACCUCGCCACUGUUUCUCUAGCCUGGAGUGAGAGAGAAAGAGAUCAAUUCUGAGAUCAAUUCAUGAGUAAUGUGAUUUUUUCCGAAAGCACAUAAAGUGUGCUCAUUUUUUGCCUUAUUUGGCACCUUGUGGGCACUGAUCUAUAACUUUUUUGGAAGCUCACAGGAUAAAUGACUUUUAAACACCUCCCUGUUUUAGUGCUUGUUUUAAGUCCAACCACAGGUAUCCCUGCUGUGAAGCCUGUAGGGCCAUUUCUCAGCCUCUGGUUACUUCUUCAUUUCUAUUUUUCCAUAGUUCCCAGAAAUUUCACUUGUUUUCUAAUUCUUUUGCCAAGUUGGCUAAUGGAGAGGCUCAUGGCUGGCUCAAUUGGUAGAGCAUGCGACUCUUGAUCUCUAGGUCCUGAGUUCAACCCCCACGUUAGGUGUGGAGCCUCCUGAUUAAAAAACUAAUAAUAAAUAAAUAAGUAAGUAAUGGAGGUGAAAGUGAGCAAUAAAUGUAAGCCCUGAAAACAAAACGUAAGUGAUCUUUUUAAGUGUUGUUCUGCUAUAAACCUUAUUCUUGCUUUUUCCUAUAUGGAACAGCCUUGUGAUUGUGUGUGUAAACAUUAUUUUGUUGUUUCUCUGUGCUAAUAAAGUUUCCUAGCAUGUGCUGCUUUUUUACAAUGGAUACUCCUAUUGGCUUCAGCUUCUGGCUAUCAGCAACAAAGCUGCCCUGGACAUCCUAUUAUCAAUCCGUGUGAGAAUAUCUGUAGUGCUUAUCUAAGGGCAGUAUUACUGGGUCGUAAAUAUAAGCAUACAUACUUCAGUUGAGCAAGUGCUGCUAGAUUUUUCUCCAGAACGGCUACACCUGUCCAUACAGAGGUAGAGGAUUUUCGUGUCCUCAUGUCCCUACUAUUUUCUGUAGUCAACAUUCUAAGUUUUGCCAUACAUACACCAGCACAUGGUAUAAAGUGAUAAUUCUUUAUUUUAAAUUGCAUUUUGGAUGAUUUGAAUUUGAGCAUUUCUUCAUAUCCUUCACCAGUUUUCUUUUCAUGUGAAUUUCCUUUUCUUAACAUGCUUUGGUCUUCUGAUUUUUCCUGAUUUUUUUGUUAUCAAUUCAAAGAAUUCAUUUUCUAAUAUUCCAAUUAUUAGUCCCUUGUCACUUUUAAAAAAAAAUUUUUUUUUUAACGUUUUUAUUUAUUUUUGAGAGAGACAGAGUGCGAGUGGGGGAGGGGCAGAGAGAGAGGGAAUCACAGAAUCCACAGCAGGCUCCAGGCUCCAAGCUGUCAGCACAGAGCCCAGUGCGGGGCUCGAACUCACAAACUGUGAGAUCAUGCCUGAGCCAAAGUUGGACACCCAACCGACAGAGCCACCCAGGUGCCCCAGCCCCUUGCCACUUUUGAACACUGGAAGUAUAUUUUCCUACUCUGUAGCCUGGCUGUUGAACAUAAAUCUUAAUUUUUAUGCAAUCAAAUCCAUCAGUUUUUCACCUUAUGGUUAAUGUGUUUGGGAUUUUAUUUAAGAAAUCGUUUCUAUCCUUAGACUGCAAAACAUUCCCCACCAUUUUCUUCUAUUAGCUUUAUAGUUUUACCUUUUGUGUUUAAGCCUUUUAGACAUCUGGAGUCAAUUUUAUAUGAUGUGUAAUAGUCCUUAUAGCAUUUGCUUUUUCAACACAUACUAAUGGAAUGCCUGCUAAGGGUGAGGCACUGUUCCCAGUACUGUACUUUGUAUACGUAUGUAAACAAAUACUCUUGCCCUGGGAGCUUCAGUUAUCCUAUCAGGACUGACCUAUUGAAAUACUCUAACCAUGACUAAAAGAGAAGCAGAGGAGCUGAUAGAAAUUGAGAUUGAUGGGACAGAGAAACCAGAGUGCACAGAAGAAAGCAUUGUAGAACAAACCUACACUCCGGCUGAAUGUGUAAGCCAGGCUAUAGACAUCAAUGAGCCAAUAGGCAAUUUAAAGAAACUGCUAGAACCAAGACUACAGUGUUCUUUGGAUGCUCAUGAAAUUUGCCUGCAAGAUAUCCAGCUGGACCCAGAACGAAGUUUGUUUGACCAAGGAGUAAAGACAGAUGGAACUGUACAACUUAGUGUACAGGUAAUUUCUUACCAAGGAAUUGAGCCUAAGCUAAACAUCCUUGAAAUUGUUAAACCGGCGGAAACAGUUGAAGUAGUUAUUGAUCCAGAUGCCCACCAUGCUGAAGCAGAAGCACAUCUUGUUGAAGAAGCUCAAGUAAUAACUCUUGAUGGCACAAAACACAUCACAACUAUUUCAGAUGAAACCUCAGAACAGGUGACAAGAUGGGCUGCCGCACUGGAAGGUUACAGGAAAGAGCAAGAACGCCUCGGGAUACCUUAUGAUCCUAUACAGUGGUCCACAGACCAAGUCCUGCACUGGGUGGUUUGGGUAAUGAAGGAAUUCAGCAUGACUGAUAUAGACCUUACUACACUCAACAUUUCCGGAAGAGAAUUAUGCAGUCUCAACCAAGAAGAUUUUUUUCAGCGAGUCCCUCGGGGAGAAAUUCUGUGGAGUCAUCUGGAGCUUCUUCGAAAAUAUGUGUUGGCAAGCCAAGAACAACAGAUGAAUGAGAUAGUUACAAUUGAUCAGCCUGUGCAAAUUAUCCCAGCAUCCGUGCAGUCUGCUACACCAACGACCAUUAAAGUCAUAAAUAGUAGUGCAAAGGCAGCUAAAGUACAGAGAGCUCCUAGGAUUUCAGGAGAAGAUAGAAGUUCUCCUGGGAACAGAACAGGAAACAAUGGCCAAAUUCAACUAUGGCAGUUUUUGCUAGAACUUCUUACUGACAAGGAUGCUCGAGACUGCAUUUCUUGGGUUGGUGACGAAGGCGAGUUUAAGCUAAAUCAGCCUGAACUGGUUGCACAAAAAUGGGGACAACGUAAAAAUAAGCCUACAAUGAACUAUGAGAAACUAAGUCGUGCAUUAAGGUAUUAUUAUGAUGGGGACAUGAUUUGUAAAGUCCAAGGCAAGAGAUUUGUGUACAAGUUUGUCUGUGACUUGAAGACUCUUAUCGGAUACAGUGCGGCAGAGUUGAACCGCUUGGUCACGGAGUGUGAACAGAAGAAACUGGCGAAGAUGCAGCUUCACGGGAUUGCCCAGCCGGUCACGGCGGUCGCCCUGGCCACUGCUUCUCUGCAAACGGAAAAGGAUAAUUGAGCCCGGACCUUCUGGGAGCCCAAGGUCUUUCUUAAACGUUAGAGCAAGUGUUGCUCUUACCUUUAUUACUGAAUUUGAAUCUUCUUUUAUUUCUAGACUGUACAAUCUGAUGCAUGAUUUUUUUAUAAAUGUUUCAUACUCUUGUGAAUUUGGAUCUUUUUACUUUGAAGCAUAUAUUUUAGAAUACGUGUAUGUUAAGGAUCACCACAAUGUCUUCAGCGUGAAGCCAGGCUCAUUGUGGGAUAGUUUGGUAACAGUCAGGAAAGCUAAACUGGUCAGUAUUAAUGUCUAGCCCUACCAAAAAUAGCCAGUAGCAUCUGAGGAUGAAGAAUGAAUGAAGUAUCUCCAGGAAACAGUCUGGCUUAACUAUUUUUGAAAAUAUAACUGUUUCCCCUCUCUGCUGCUUUAGAUGUUGCUUUACAUAGAACCAGAAAGUGGAAUUUUUCACAGCUACAGCAUGUGUGCCUGUUUCAUCUAAUCAAGCAGAGCUAAAAUAUUCAUAUCAAAUAAAACUAUAAUAUUAAUAAGUUACUAAACUGAGAGCAUCAAGUUAUUAAAAUAGUUUAUAUAUUUGCAAGCAAAGGACAAUAAGAAGUCGACUGGCAGAAGAGCACUGCCAAAGAAGGAGAUCCAGGUUGAAAUCUGGCUUAACUCCAGCUAAUUUUAAGGAUUUUCUGUAUAGAUUAUUCAUAAUGUCAGGCCAGGAUUUAAAUUAUUUUAAGAGAGGCAUUUAAUUCUAAUAAACCAACUAUUACAAAAAUCCUGAAAUGAUCUCUGUUUUUCCUGUCAGAGAUUGAAAACACCGGAAAGGUAUACCUCAGCCAGAAAAUAAAAGUGUGGUUUAGUUUGGUUUGGUAUGGCUUGCUUUGUUUCUUUGUUUUCAUUGCCUAUUCUGCCUGCAGGUGUAUUAUGCAAAAGCAGCUUAUAGAGCAUUGUGUUUCUGAUCAAAGGAAGCCUUGAAAUCAGGCUGCAGUUAACCUUACCUUUUGAGACAACAACAAACUAGUUGCCAGUACAUUUAAAAGGAAAUUCUGACCUCCAGUAUAGGCAAGUCUUCUCUCAAAACCAAAUUUCCCAUCUAUUUAACUUUUUCCUUUUGAAUAUUAUAUAUGUGUGAGUACCCAUAUAUCUGUAUACAUGUCCAGUUGACCAUUUUGUUGUAUGUAUAACUGUACACAUAUAUGAAUACAUGAUGAUAUUCAAAAGGAAAUGUAUCUUAAAAGACAAUACCUCAUUUAAAAAAAACUUUUAAUUAAAUGAUCCCCAUAUCUAUGAAAACGUCAUCACAAUCCAACACUAAACAGAAAUCACUAGAAAUGUCUUUCUUUUUUGCUUGGUUUCCUUUCUUUUUUUCUUUUUGUUUUUUGUUUUAAGGCUGCGAUACAUGAAUCAUGAAAGGAGAUACUGGCAGAGAGCUUUUUAAUCCUCUUAGAGCAGGAGAUUGAUUCUCAGAUAUUUCUUUAUGCACCUUCUCCCUCAUCAUUUCCUUUAUGGCCAUCUCCCUGAACAGCUUUAUAAAAGCUCAGCUGAUGCUUUUGUCUAACCCGGAGGAAAGGCGGUGGUAGUGAGUCGAGGAGGCAUCGCUAGCAGUCGCUGCCACCAGAACCAGAUGGUCGUUUGUGUUGAGCCGUAGCAGGAGGCGAAUUUAGGAACAAGCAGGAGAGGAAGGAUCUUCUUUUCCGGUCACCUCAGAUCGUGACUUGACGUGCUGUGGCUGGAGGACUGCGUAAUGUCGGUCCCUUUAUAUUAUCAAGUCAUUUAAGGCCCCCCGGUAGAUGCCGGAAAAAAAUAAAACUUGUAGCUUCUAUUUUUACCUUUUUAUAAACACAUACAGAAGAGACUGACAAACUAUUAGUUUACUUUGGGCACGGCGACUGUAAGAGUAUCUGAGUAGAAUGACAGCAGGAAGUCCUGUGUAGAAGCUCCAGGUUCACGUAAGAAAUAGAUCACUAAAAAGGUUUUGCCCCAUCUUCUGGUCUGGAGAGUUGACACGUUGCUUGUAGUUGUAAAACCAUGAAAAAGUCUACUCUUCUGGUAUAUUAUCAGCAACUUAAAAGUUUUGACUUUAACAUUUAAAAUGCUUUUGCGGAGACAUUAUUUUAAAGUUUUAGCAAAGAUGACAGACUUCCUCUAUGUUGCAGUUAUCUGUAUAUGUGUAUUUUAAGGCAAGGAACACCCACGUUCUUUUAGAUCCUAAAGUCAAACUAUUGCUUCUUUUCUCUAAGUCCUCAGGUUCCUUUUUUUUUUUUUUUAAAUACAUCCUACCCAUUUUUCUUCCUUUGGCGGUUUUUAUUCCCCAUUAUCACUUGAACAAGGAUCAUUCUCCUACAGGAUCAGGUGCUAUUUCUUUCUUCUUCACCUGUCAUCAUCACUUCGUAUACUGUAACAUAGGUGAAGUCAUGAGACUCAUUUCCCCAGUGGAGUCAAGAAACUCGAGUGACUUUUUCUCAACUUACAUACUAAAUUGUUCCCCUCGUCCGUGUUGAGGUUACAAAUCAUCAGAAAGCCAGGUAGUCUCUUCUUUUAUUGAAAGAUAACUUGUGUCGUUAAGAGAAAAUAGAAUUCAUGUUAUUCACUCCUUGCUGUUCUUAUGAAUAAAUUUUCCAUAGGAGAAUUUACAGUAUACUUAAAGGAAGAAAGAAUCAUUGGCCAUCUUUUCUACCCUCUAAGUACAAAAAUAAGGAAAUGCCCGUUUUUGUUUUAAAACUUGUUUUCCGCAUGAGGUUCUCCCUGAGCCAACUUUCAUGCAUACCUAGCCCGAAGUUGGAAAAUGUGUGUUGAUACUGGAAAGUCAGACACAUUAAACAGAAAUGCCAUGUGGUUGACCUUCACGUGGAAUGACCGGCUCGACAUGUUCCGCGUGUGUGCAUCCGUGUCCGUUAAGUACUUGUUUUUCUCUCCCAAUUAAUGGGGACACUCGAGUAUGAUACUCCUUUCAAGGGCUGUACCUCCCAUCACUUUGGGUGAGGUCAGCUGUUUUCCAUACUCAUCGUUUUAUGCUACCGCCUUUUAAAAAGAACUAGUGUAUCUUUGAAAUAGCACAAAAAUGUUUUAAGAUUCAUAAUUACCAAACAACCUGUGACUAACUUGAUGUCUUCACAUCUAGAAGGUGUAAAAAUAUUGAUAUUUCAGUGAUAUUUCACUUGCUGCCAGAAAAAAAAAAUAUUCUCAGUCUUUUGUAAAAGGAAGGAGGAUUUUUGCCUACAUUUUUACUCUUUAAAUAAAGACACUUAUACGGUCAUAAUAACAA
Molecule: messenger RNA, 6623 nt
Organism: Panthera uncia (snow leopard)
Lineage: Eukaryota; Metazoa; Chordata; Mammalia; Carnivora; Felidae
Gene: GABPA
Product: GA binding protein transcription factor subunit alpha
Exons: 10
Coding region: 2009-3373 (454 amino acids)
Biological process (GO): regulation of transcription by RNA polymerase II; cell differentiation
Cellular component (GO): nucleus
Molecular function (GO): DNA-binding transcription factor activity, RNA polymerase II-specific; sequence-specific DNA binding
Source: RefSeq, a predicted model, not a curated record